AUGCGAGCAGGGUUUGGGGGUCGAGAGGAGUUUGAAUGGAAGGUGAAGACAGGCAGGCCGAAGUCAGUCCUUCUCACACUCAUGGCCUAUGAUCGCUAUGUGGCCAUCUACCACCCACUGACGUACAUGACCAUCAUAGACCAGCCGUGCUGCUUCAGGCUUCUCUUGUUUUGCUGGGCAACAAGCUUGGUUCAUGCCAUCAUUCAGAUAGUGACAGUUGCCCGGUUACCAUACUGUGGCCCUAACGUACUGGACAACUUCUUCUGUGACUUGCCACAAGUGAUCAAACUAGCUUGUUCAGGGAGUUAUUCUGCUGAGAUUAUCACGAUGACCAACAACACCCUGAUAACAGCACCCUGCUUUGUGGCUUUGUUGGUUUCAUAUGCCGCCAUCUUGGCUACUCUCUGUGGCCGUUUUGAGAAGGAAUGGAGGAAGGCUCUCUCCACAUGCAGCUCCCACUUGAUGGUGGCCAGUCUCUACUAUGUGCCCAUUGUCUUUGUGUAUCUGAAACCCUCCUCCAGUUCCCAAGAGGACAAGAAAGCCUCUGUAUUCUACACGGUGGCCACCCCUGCCCUCAAUCCCCUCAUCUACGCACUGAGGAACCAAGAGAUAAAGAACGCCAUCAGGAAAUGGAAAAUCAAGCAAAAGCUCUUCCCUAUUGCUGCAAAUGGAUUACAUGUGUGA
Eublepharis macularius is the source of this 684-nucleotide messenger RNA. RefSeq names its product olfactory receptor 4Q3-like. Gene Ontology annotation, molecular function: olfactory receptor activity. Gene Ontology annotation, cellular component: membrane. Lineage: Eukaryota; Metazoa; Chordata; Lepidosauria; Squamata; Eublepharidae. The coding region runs from base 1 to 684 and encodes 227 amino acids. The record is from RefSeq and is a predicted model, not a curated record. The transcript is spliced from 3 exons. Gene Ontology annotation, biological process: G protein-coupled receptor signaling pathway.